Glycine soja is the source of this 1425-nucleotide messenger RNA. RefSeq lists its product as uncharacterized. The coding region runs from base 398 to 850 and encodes 150 amino acids. The record is from RefSeq and is a predicted model, not a curated record. The transcript is spliced from 2 exons. NCBI's taxonomy places the organism in Eukaryota, Viridiplantae, Streptophyta, Magnoliopsida, Fabales, Fabaceae.
AUCCACACACAACACACAACACACACCUUUGCCUCUGCUCCGCAUAACUCCUCACACACACACACAAAACAGAACACAACACAUACACAUACACAUGUUGUUGAUGAGUGGAGGCAACAAAAAACACAGAUCCAUCACACACAUGAACAAUUGAUCUUUGUCCUUUGUAUAUAAUUUGAUUCUAAUUUUUGGCACUAAGAGAGCCACUCAAGGCUCUGGGAUGUACUAUACGCCAUUCGGGGUUCUGAUUUUCGGCGGAGAGAAGGUUCAAGAGACCCAGUGGGAGAAGGAGCGAUAAGUAAUUCAUAUUCCAUUAUCUCCAUUUCUAGAUCCUUCCAUUAACUCUCAUAGGAUCCUCCAAUUUCAAUUCAAUCCCUUCCGAUAUUUCGGAGAGAGCAUGGCUGGUAAGGUUUUGAAAGAAACAAAGUCGCUGUCGGCGGCGGAGGUGGCGGUGGCGGAGGCGGAGACGGCGGUGUCGUCGGUGAAGUGCUGCUGCUGCGGGCUGAUGGAGGAGUGCACGCACGCGUACAUUGGGCGCGUGAGGGAGCGCUACGGGGGUCGAUGGAUAUGUGGACUGUGUUCGGAGGCUGUGAAGGAAGAGAGGGAGAGAGAGAAGAUUGUGAUAACAAUGGAUGAGGCUCUGAAGCGACACAUGAGGUUCUGCCAACAGUUCAAGUCUUCUGGUCCUCCAGAUAACACCAAUGAGGAUUUCAUUCUGGCAGUGAAACAGAUCCUCUUUCGCACUUUGGAUUCUCCCAGGAAAGACCGUUUCAUUUGUCGACCACUUGGGAGAUCUCACAGCUGUUUCUCAACCAUGCAAGGAACUCCAACACAGGGGGAGACAGACUGAUCUGUUUUGAACAUGAUUGUCUCUUUUAGAAAAUAUUUGUGAUAUCUAAAAGAAGAAAGAGUGACCCAUCACAUAUUCAUUAGUACAAAUCUUAGAUACAGUUCUUUUAGUGGUUAUAGUAUUAUUCUUUGUUAUAAUUGAAGUUUCACCUCGACAAUUGGAGUUUUACUAAUUAUCAAGGUGAAAUUUUUGUUCUGAUCAGAGAGUAAUAGUGGUAACCCUUGAGGUACUCUAUCUAAGUUUUGUAUAGAUAAAUAUUCGAGUGCAAAUAAAAUGGAGACUUAUUGAAUAAUUGAAGAUAAUGUUAAGAAUAAACAAUGUAGUUCAUGAUCCACAAGCAUUGUGUGUGUGAGUCAAGGUUGAGUUACUAAGCUCAGUUGUGUGUCUUGUUUUACUGUGUUGUGGUUAGUCAGGUAGGAAUCGUUGGGUUAUGGUUUAGGUUAAGGUGUUGAGUUGUUGGUUGUUUUUGUUUGACAUUUGGGAUUGAGUGGAUGAUUGUUGAGAGGAGUCUUCCUUCCUUGACUUCAAUCUAAAUGUCACUUUUGGUUACUAGUAAUGGAAUUUCAGUUUUUCUA